This is a messenger RNA of Coffea arabica (coffee), 1104 nucleotides long. NCBI's taxonomy places the organism in Eukaryota, Viridiplantae, Streptophyta, Magnoliopsida, Gentianales, Rubiaceae. The record is from RefSeq and is a predicted model, not a curated record.
CAGAAGCCACUGGAAUAGAGGGAAUUGCAAAGAUGAAUAUAUUCAGAUUAGCGGGAGAUAUGACCCAUUUGGCCAGGGAAUUGCAAAGAUGAAUAUAUGCAGAUCGCUGUUCACGUUAAGAUUUAACUAUUUCUGAGGCAAUGAGAGAGGUCCAAUCAUGCCAAGAAGCAAAAGAUAAACUGUGUGCAGAAGGAAUUUACUAUGUGGUUAGGACAAAUGUACUUCUCAUGAAUCCAUUAUUGUUUAGAGAGGCAUUUCUUUGAAGACCCAAGAGCUCUAUGCUAUUGUCUUUGCUACUCGUUACUUGGACAUAUUUACAGACUAUAUCUCCCUAUACAAUACCAUAAUGAAGUUAAUAUUCUUGGGAAGCUCUUUCUCAAUUGUCUGGUACAUGAGGCAUCACAAGGUUGUCCGGAGAUCUUACGAUAGGGAUCAGGACACAUUUCGCCAUCUUUUCCUUGUGCUACCAUGUUUGCUUUUGGCUCUGGUUAUACAUGAAAAGUUUACUUUAAGGCAGGUAAUGUGGGCCUUUUCCAUAUUCUUGGAAGCUGUUGCCAUCCUUCCUCAGCUGGUCUUGUUGCAAAGGACAAGAAAUAUUGACAACCUGACUGGGCAAUAUGUUUUUCUUCUUGGAGCUUAUCGAAGCUUAUACAUUCUGAACUGGAUUUACCGCUAUUUCACUGAGCCACACUAUGUCCACUGGAUAACUUGGGUAGCAGGGCUUGUUCAGACUGCACUUUACGCUGAUUUCUUCUAUUAUUACUUCCAAAGUUGGAAGAAUAAUGUAAAACUAGAGCUGCCAGCUUGAGGGCCUUUUUGACAAAGAUGUUGGCUGCUCAAAAACUUAGUGAAGCAAACACUAUUUGAUGUCGAGACAUUUCAAUUUUGUGCUGUCUCCUCUCGUAGGGGCUAGUAGACCUGUCAAGAAGCAAUAGUUCUAAAAGUUCUUUUCCCCAUCUCUCUGGCUUGUCAAGUGAUUGAUACAUCAAUGUAUGCAAGAUAAAACCUUUAUUUGUCACUUGCAUGAUACUUGAGGAAUACUAGCACAUUCUUUCUUUAAUGGUCAGUUUGACAAGCAUUCUGGAUUCAGAAUGGCUCAGUGCC